CUCUGGGUAAGAGGAAACCCUAAAGUGCUCCAGCUCAGGCAGCUUCACCCUUUUCUUUCUCACUUACUUUCUUUUCACACACCCCUGUCAGACGUGUGCACGCCAAGGACCAGAAUGGCAGCAUCAUCUGCACGGACAACAGACGCGCUCUGCAAAAUGCUGGCUUUGCUUCUCAUCGCCCCACUCCUGAAUGGAGUCAUGGCACAGGAGGAUGAAGAAGUUUUCACUGGUCCAACGCCCACUGUGAUUGUUGCAGAAGAAUACAUACGAGGAGACAUGAUUCCUGAUGAGAUGACUACAGCUUCUGCACCAGAGGGAGAUCCCCAGGUCAUGAUUUUACCAACCAUGGGACCUCAGGACCCGAUCGAUCAGACCACAGCAGCAGCAGAUACAGACGGAAACAGCACACCUCAAGAUGAAGGACAGGUACCAGUAGAUGAGAAUACUGGAAUCACUGAUGCUGUCCCUACUGAUGCACCCAAAGCCGAACCAGAGGUCCAGCCAUCUUUGCCCCCUAGAGGGGAUGGUCCCAGGGAUGUACCCAAGCCAGUUCCACAGGAUGAUGUUGUGUGUGUCAGCAAAGAGGCAGUCCAGGACAAAAACGCUGUAAAUCUUAAACUCAGGGCUCCUUCCAACUGUGAGCAAACCAGAGUGAAGAUUGAAAGUGUUCUGCAGGAGCUGUGUGGUGAGGACUGUAAGCUGGAGAUCUACCAGGAGGACGAUUCGGAUGAAAUACUUGUAUCUGGAAAGUAUGUGGAAGAUGAUGUAGCGGGCAUGGCAAAAAAGUUCAACAAUGACAAUAUCAAAGAUAAGACUGACAUUGAGGAGGCUAACCCUCGUUGGGGGAAGAACUCAAAGCUGGUCCUGGUUUCUCUGCUGCUGGCUGGUCUGCUGCUGGCUGCUCUGCUGGUCGCUGGUUACUACCUCAAAACCCACCGCAAGAACUCCAAGGGAGUCCGACUGGCUGACACUUUCCAGGUGGAUGAGGAGAACCAGGCUAACACCCUGGUGUCGGUGGCCCCCCUCCCUCAGGAGCCCAUCGACAAACCCACGGUCAACGGCGAGUCUCCUCCGGAAAACGGGAACAACCCGGCCCCCACCACUAACGGACACUCUGCCACCCAGACCCCCGUGGCUGACACAGAGAUGUGAACCACAGCACCUCCGACCUCCUGCUUUACCCACCAGCAGCUGGGACUCACUGCCCACAAUCCACUUCUACUGCCUCAGAGACUUUCCACACACUGAGACAAAUAUCACAAGAACCCACAGAACACAUCCCUCCUCCUGACGACCCACAAUUCUCUGGAUGACGACGACGACGACAACAAUGAAACUCAUGAUGAAGAAAAUGACAAUGCCUGUAAUGUGAAGAGUUUGGGGAUCACUGAGGAGCCAGCAGAGGCGCUGAGGCUCUAAGAGGGCACUGAGUAGGAUUUCUAACGGCCCUGACUUCAGUCUGUACGUCACAAUCAUGAAACAAUCAACAAAAAUGUGCCGUCAAUCCUCAAUGAGGGCCGAGAACGCUCCUUUUAUGAACAAAACAAUCCAGGCAAUAUCAAGACAACCACGUUUUUACUGUUGUAUAAAGGACUGAAGCUCACUGCUUGUUUUUUCUCUGUGAUUCAUGAAAUGUUCGUCUUUUUAGCCUCUCUGUUUCCUUUAUCUUCUCUAGACCUGAAACACAAACAAGGAGUUUGAAUUUACUGAACAUUGGCGUUAUUUUCUUAUAUACCAGAUUGUGAGAUGUCACGAAAGCAUUUGCUUGUGAUCAUUAACAUUUUAUUUUUGUAGAAACCAAAGAGAAAUUGACAAAGUAUUAGCAACAGACAAUUAAGUCAAGUUUUGAAGUGACCAGUUUUAUCACAGACUGUAAAAUCUGGUGCAUAAGACGCUUAAAUACCUAUUUUUUCAUCUAAAAAAGAGGCUGUGAUCAAUAUGCUGGUACCACCAAAAUACCAUAAAGAGCUGAGACACACGCUGUCAUGACCACGAGUGCAACCGCCAUCAUCACACACUGCAUACCAUCUUAUCGGAUUGAGAAUUCCCCCCAUUUGUCGUGUAUUCAAAGUGGUGAAUUCACAGCAUACUAAGACACAUAGGAAUGCGAACAAUGUUUGCAGGGGUUGGUGCUACUUUUUACCAGCUUUUCUUCCUUCCAAGUGACGGAUUAUGGUGACGAGUAAAUAAGGCUUGUAGAGCACUGGUUUAAUGUACAAAGGCAUACUAGGGCCACCCAAACAAAUUUUAAAAGGAUCCGUUAAUUUUCAAGAGAAGACAAACUAUUUUUUCAUAUAUCAAAUUGUAAAUUUAUAACAAACUGAACUCUGACUUUUAUAAUUUAAAAAGUUGUAAAUAUACAGAAAAAAUCAGAAAAUUUUCAAGUUUCUAAAGUCACAAAUUUACAACAUUAUAGGUAGAAAAUUGAUGAGAAAUUAAACUCAACACACUGAUUGGAUCAGAGUUGGCUCCCAGAUGAUGUCAUGUAUGGCUUAAGGAAAAUAAUCUGUAAUUUUUUUUUUACAAAAAUUGCGAUAACGCUUACAUAUGUAAACAUCUUUUUAACUUCCUUGUCAUGUAUUUGAACAUUUUUGAAAAAAUAUCUCAUUGCAAUUAGUUCGCUUCAUUUUGUAAAUUCAAUAUGAAUUGUUUCAUUGAAGCGUCGCUCUUAUUUUAAUCAAGCAAAAAAUCUGCAAAUAUUUUUUAAACAACUCUAAAAAAAAUGACACUGGCAUUUCUGCAUGAUGUACAGAGCAUAACAUCUCUGCUGCAAAAAAGUUGCAUUAAACUGGCAUUUUAAUAAAUAUUUCAGAUUAAAGAGAUAUUGCACCUUCUGCCAUUUGAACAUUGCGAAAGGAAAUGUUGCAAUUUGAAAAAAAUGUCUAUGAACUGCUCAGCUUUACUGUCUGGUUUCUUCUGAACAACUCCAGUUUACAGCAAAGUGUCUUUAAAGUCUGGAUGACAAUAACAAUGUGAUGUUUACCACCCCCUUUAAAAUAUAAUUUUAAUAGGCUCUUAACUGUUGUACUGGUGCAAGGAAACAGCUUCAUCUGGUAUGAUUUUAAUCCACACAGUAGACUAUCUUUGAUUAUGUAAUCUAAAAAAAUUCUCUGUUAGGGUUCACAUCACUACAACCUUUUAAACUAGAAAGUUGAGACUGCUCUCAUAAUUUUACCACUAAUUUAACUCAAAAAUUCUAAACUUGGUUUCUCAUAGAUUACCUACUUUAUGAUAUCAAAAAUGUGAAGUUUUUCUCAAAAAUUAACAAAUCCUUUUUAUAUUUGGAUAUUCUGAGUGACCCUAAUAUGCCUAUUAUGGUUUAAAAAACUCCUUAAAGACAACAAGUGACCUGAGGAGGUGAGCAGAGUGACUCACUGUCUGUCAACAUCACAACAGCUUUACUACCGUAUUACAGCUAACAGAGGUGCAAAUUCUGUUUGGCAAACCUAGAUGACACAUCUUUGGACUUUGCUAAACACAAUAGAAAUCAUCACAAAGAACGAUCCGCACUGUAAAACUGAAAAUACUCAAAAUGUCCAUCAUAACUGACUCAACCUAAAAUAAACAGUAUAGUUUAUGUUUCUUAUCCAUUGCAGUUUUCCCUCAUGUCUUUCACAUUGUUUAAAUUUUGAUCAGCUGUGCCAUCCUAAAUAAGCUAAUCUGAUUGGCUAAUAACAAAGACUGAAAGGUGCACCUUGACCCAGACAGUGCUCUUUUUCAGGGUUCAGUCCAUCAUCCAUGCUAUGUUGAAGUUGGUAUCCACAGGCAGGAUUGCUCUAACUCAGUGGAUAACUUCACUCAUGGUGCAAAGUGUCUAAUGUCCAAAUGCAUUCUGGGAAAACUAUGUGUUCAAUCUGCUCAUAAAAAUAGAGCUAAAAUUGCUAUUUUGGAAACUAACAAAAUGCAUUGCUGAAAACAAACAGCAUUUUAUAUUCCAAUGUGACCUGUGCCCAGAUUUUAAGGUGUACUUUGAAAUAAAUGUUGCUUGCACCAAAAUCCUCCCUGACACUGAUAAAAUCAAAGUCCAUCUGAAGGUAUUCUGAAUAUUUUUUGUGUCUGACAUUAUGUGAAAAAAGUGUUAAAACAGCCUUUAGAGUCCACUGACAAAUUUGUCACCAAUAUAACUUUAAUUUUUGAAUCUUUCCCCUAUGUUGCACAGAGCCAGUGAGCUAUUGUGAUUCUGUGCUAUGUUUAAAUGCUUUCACACCCAGAUCUAUGCCUAGAAAUAUAUUUUUUUGGCCAAUCAGGUACCUCUCUAGCUUCUUAUUUUGACACGAUGAAGCAUAUGCUGUAGUCAAAAAGCACUCUACAAGCACGGUUUCAUAAAACCAGCAUAAACAAGCAUCUUCCUUGGUUUACUGAGGAGUUUAACAAUUUUGAGUCUGAUUAUAAAAUGAAAAUGUGUUUCUGCUGUUAGUAUUUGCAUAUUUCUUUUAGACUUGUGUUAUGAUGAGCAACUAAACCUUGUCAGAUUUUAACAGAUAGGUCAUGAAGUAUGUUUUCUACUGUUGUGAUUGUGCCUUUUUCAUGGUGGCAUUAGUGUACAGUGUUUUUUAUUGCCAAGUUUUCCUAUGUGUACUUCUGUUUUGGUAGUAACAAAGAUCAGCAGCGUUUUAAAGGACAUACAUUAAAUUCCUACAUAACAUCCAGCAGGUUCAGCAUUCCCAGGGCUGCCUUUAUCUCCUUGUUGAUAUGAAACUCAUACUGUGCUGCAUGUGUAAAUAGGCCUACUUUCUCUGUACCUGUGCCUCACUCAUAAACUGUGACUGUUUCCAAUA
Cheilinus undulatus (humphead wrasse) is the source of this 4778-nucleotide messenger RNA. Its product is annotated as hematopoietic progenitor cell antigen CD34. NCBI's taxonomy places the organism in Eukaryota, Metazoa, Chordata, Actinopteri, Labriformes, Labridae. The transcript is spliced from 8 exons. Gene Ontology annotation, cellular component: membrane. The record is from RefSeq and is a predicted model, not a curated record. Gene Ontology annotation, biological process: cell adhesion. The coding region runs from base 115 to 1152 and encodes 345 amino acids.